AAUAAUUCAACAUUGUUAAACUUUGUGAUCAAGAUAAAGAGUUAUAUAACUAUAACAAGUAGGUAAAACAUCGAUUUAUAAUGUAUAUGUGAAAAAUAAUACUUUGAGUAUGAAAAUGCUAAAUUAUCACUUUUAAAGCUGUAAGAUUGAUAAUCUUUAAAUCAACUUUCUUUAAGCUUAAUGAACUUAAUAAUAGAUUUGGAUACAGAAGAAUAAGAAAAGUUUGAGUUUUUAGCAAAAGAUUUUACAGAGAUUCAUAUGCAGUACUUCUGGUUUACAAAAACUCUAAAUCUGUUGUAAAAUCAACAGAUUGGAUUAAUAAACUAAAUAAAUAUAGUUAAAAUGCAUUUAUAUUUAUGGAUAAACUUAACUAAAUCUAUAAUUACCAGUAAAAUAAAUCAAGUUGAUAAAGAAUAAAAUAAGGAAAAAUAUGGCAUCAUUGAAUUAUUUGAUUAGUAGAUAGAGAAAUACUAAAAAAGAAUAAGAAAAUUAGAGUUAUAUAAUAUAAUAGUCUUUUCUAAUAUAUCUAAUAGUCUUUUCAAAAUAAUACUAAAACUAUAGUUUAAUUAUCAUUUCUUCUAAAGGUCCUAAUUUUUCUCAAUCCUCUUUCUAUAAUUCAAACUUAAUGUUUAUUUAGACGUAUCUAAAGAACCAAUAAUUUCUUCUAAUUUUUUUUGA
This is a messenger RNA of Paramecium sonneborni, 678 nucleotides long. NCBI's taxonomy places the organism in Eukaryota, Ciliophora, Oligohymenophorea, Peniculida, Parameciidae. The record is from the annotation of a GenBank genome assembly.